This is a messenger RNA of Arachis ipaensis, 1624 nucleotides long. The record is from RefSeq and is a predicted model, not a curated record. NCBI's taxonomy places the organism in Eukaryota, Viridiplantae, Streptophyta, Magnoliopsida, Fabales, Fabaceae.
UUCAUUCUCGCUCCAAACAAACAUAGCCUAACUAAACUGCAGGACCCUCACUGCCUCACGACCUCACUCACUCACUCCUCCUUCCUCUCAUCUUGAGCUCCUUCCUCACUCCCUCACUUCUGUCCAGCCACCGCCCUGUUACCACCGCCGUCGCAACUUCUGGAAGCGGCCUUCCCCACUGCCGUCGUCUCCGCCACCAAUUGAACUUCGAAGCCACUAUCCCGCCGCGCCUCGUGCCUCCAUCGCACAGCCACUGUCCCGCCGCGCCUCGUGUCUCCAUCGCGCAGCCACUGUCCCGCCGCGCCAGCUCUGUUCCACCGCGCUCCAGUCCUUCAGCGGCUUCAGCUCUGUUCCAUCGCGCAGCUCUUCCCUCGAAGAAGCUGUCUGCCGUCGACAGCAUCGCCGCCGCAUCCGCCGGUCGUCCCUCCUCUUCCUCCACUUCAAAUUGGAUACUCUCUGUUUCUGUUCCUGUUCGAUACUUUCUUUUUUCCCCGGUUGAAAAAAAAAAAAAACUAAGAGCAGAAUGCUAUGAAUCUCCCUUCUCUCACUUACUUCCCUCAGAAACUUGUUCCUCCUCUCUGCUCUGCUCUUACCAACUCCACCAGAAGCAGUGGUACUGCUGAUAAUAUUGCUAUUGAAGGUUGCAAUUUGAAGUUCUCGUUCACAGCAAUGAGGCAAGCGAAGGUUGUGCCUGUGCUUAGGGAUUGUUCGUUUCGCAUUCCUUCUGGGCAGUUUUGGAUGCUUCUUGGACCAAAUGGGUGUGGAAAAUCUACCCUCUUGAAGAUUUUGGCUGGUCUAUUGAAUCCAACUUCAGGAAUAGUGCAUGUGAAUGAACCCAAGAGUUUUGUUUUUCAAAAUCCUGACCAUCAGGUGGUGAUGCCAACUGUAGACGCUGAUGUUGCAUUUGGUCUUGGUAAGUUCAGCUUGACUAAUGAUGAAGUAAGGUCUAGGGUGUCGAGAGCCUUGCAUGCUGUAGGCCUCUCUGACUACGAGAAGAGAUCUGUCCAAACUCUGAGUGGUGGUCAGAAGCAGAGGGUUGCAAUUGCCGGUGCUUUAGCAGAAGCUUGUAAAGUUCUGUUGUUGGAUGAGCUCACAACAUUCUUAGAUGAAACUGACCAGGUCGGGGUUAUCAAGGCUGUUAGAAACUCUUUGGAUACAUCUGCAGAAGUUACAGCAUUAUGGGUGACCCAUCGUUUGGAAGAACUAGAAUAUGCAGAUGGUGCCAUAUACAUGGAGGAUGGGAAAGUUGUCAAAUAUGGAGAUGCAGCUAGCAUUAGGAGUUUCAUUGAAGCCAAGCAAUCUGAAUAUCUUUCAAAUGCAUAUUAGGUAACAGGUAAGAAAGGGCAAGAAAUUUCGGUUCAAGGUGGAGUAAUUGAUGAUUUGGCAAAGCAUUUGAUUGAACAAUAUGGAGUUACAAAAAGAUACAUUGAAGUUCUUGAUAAAACCAAGAAAUGAACAAAACAUAAAAGUGGUUGUUUGUAACACCCAUUUAAUGCUCUGCUUGGAUGUGAGAGUUGUAUGAACUAAAACAUGAAGUAACUUAAAUGAUCAAUUUUAAAUACUCUUCCAAGUUACAACAUUGGUUGAUGUUUUACUAAGUGAUUAAUGAUAUACAAAUUUAUGG